CUCACCAUCAACAUCAACAUCAUCGUUGGCGCGCGUCCGAUGGUGUCGAAGAAGAGAUUCCAGUUCCAAAAGUCGGCAUCGGUUGGGGCGCAUGGAGCGUCCUUGGAAGAUAUACCUAUGAUGGCUGCGCGGUGGCAUUCGUCGUGGGUGUUUGACUGGCCGGGCGUGGACGUCCACCACAUCACCAACGGGACCAGCGCGAACUUCUUCACGCGGCGGGCGCUGGCGGACCGCGAGGAGCACAACUUUCUGCCACCGUUAAAGACCAUCCACAACCCGAGAAAGCCGUACAAAGACAUCAUUUACAUCCUGCUCAACAUGAAGUGGGUGCCAUUUGGGGUCGUCUACUCGUUCGUGUACUUUGCCAUGUGUGCGCUGUUUGCCGGGCUCUUGAUGUCCUGCGGCGACUACCCCGACUUUCGCAGCGACUUUGACCUGAGUUUCCAGACCAUGGCGACCAUUGGUUUUGGGGUGUUGUAUCCGCAAUCUCGGUGCAGCAACUACGUGAUCAUCGCCGAGGCGAUCGUGUCGAUGCUGCUCACGGCGGCGCUGUCCGGCCUCGUGUUUGCCAAGUUCGCCAAACCAAAGGCCAAGAUGGCGUUCUCUGUCGUGUGCUGCGUGCAGCCGUACGGCAAGGACAAGCUCGCGCUCGUGUUUCGCGUCGCCAACGCCACCCGCAGCACGGACGUGACCCGCGACGUCGUCAUGGACGCCACGUUCACUUUGCACUUGAUGCGCAUCGAAAAGUCCGUCGGCGCUGGCAAGCUCGUGAUGCGGCAGUACCCCCUCAAGCUACAGCAGUCCAACUUUAUAUCAUUUCGCAUGGCCAUGGCACUCGUGCACGUGAUCGACGUCGACAGCCCCCUGCAUGGGCUCACAGAGGAAACCCUUCGGCUGUCCGACAUGAUCAUCCAAAUGUCCAUGACUGGCGUCGACUCGACACUCCAGGACACUGUCAUCGAACGCCGCAUGUACACGGCCGACAUGGUCCGGUGGGGCCAAAAGUUUGCCGAAAUGUUAGAGUUCGACGAGGCUACGAUGGUCGUGUCGGUUGAUUUUGCCAACCUCAGCCAAACGGUGCCGGCGCCGAUCGCGGUGGCCGUCCCCAAGGCCAAGCACCACAAACCACCGUCUGCUGCAUCGGACGGCGGAGGUGCCGAGGCGUUUCGCCGCGCGCAGACGGAAAAGCUCAACUCGCCUACGCCCAAGAUGACAUGGUCUUCGUCUCAACGCGUGAUUCGACCCCCGAGAAGCAACAACCACAAUCAAGACAUGUCGACGUCGGGCAACAUGGAACCGCUGUUUGAACCCCUGCUGCAACCGUCCGUGGGCACCCAGCGCGUGUCGCGGCGGCGGCGGUCGUCCGACAGCGCGAGUCGCUUGGGCAGCGGCCUCCUCUCGGAGCAACUGGUGCACUUGCACCAGCAAUUGGCGGGGGAUUUGAUGACCCCUCCAACAUCGUCGUCGUCUGCCAACCACGGCGACGACGAAGCCUUGAACAGCCGGAAUCGCAUUGCAAGCGACGAGUACAAUGCUGUGGACCAAGGGCAGGAGCGGCUGCUGAGCUUCUCCAUGAGCGGCAGCGACCACUCAAUCGAGAUUACAAACACGCCGCGAUUCGUGCGCAUCCACGCCAAGAACGUGCCCGUGUCGUACUCGUUUCUGAGCUUUUACUACACUGCUUUGCACAUGAAAUGGCCGCGUAUCUUGCUCUUGAUCCUUGGCUCGUCGUUGGUCGUCAACUUGUGCUUUGCCGUGCUCUACUAUGCAACGUACGACCACCUGACGAUUCUCCCCGACUUGGUGUCGGCCAAUGAUCGGUUUGAAAUUGCGUUUUACAUGAGCAUCCACACCUGGGCGACGAUUGGCUACGGCAUCGUCGCCCCCAACCCCGACAACAACAUCAACAACGUGUGGGUGGCGCUCGAGUCGAUGCUCAGUCUUGUAUUCGUGACCAUCUUUACCGGCAUCGCCUGGUCAAAAUUCGCUCGACCGCGGGCGCAUAUUCACUUUUCCAAGAACGUGGUGCUGUCCACCUAUCACGGUCAUCGCUGCCUCCUCCUUCGCGCAGCCAACACGCGGCACCACGGAGACAUUCGGGAAAGCAACUUUCGGUAACGUCAUCACAACUUGAAAGUUUGCCAUCGACGAGUCGUGGGUCGUUCUAGGCUGGGCGUGGUGCUGACCAACUCCAAGACGGGACUGCGGCAAAUGCAGGACGUGCCGCUUGUGAAUGCACAGUGGCCAUCCAUUUUGCUGCCUGUGACACUGGUGCACAUCAUCGACGAAAACUCGCCGUUUUACCAGUUCCAAACUCCCGAAGACUUUUCCGCGUACCGCGUGUCGGUGAUCACCGUGUUUACCGGACUGGACAGCACGUUUGCCGAAAACGUGUACGCGCGCAAGAUGUACUUUUGGGACAACUUUGUCAUGAGCAAACACUUUGAGAACGCGGUGGCCUUUACCCCCGAUCAUGUCACGAUCGAUUACAGCAAGUUUGACACGCUCGUCGACGACGACAUUCCGUUUCACUUGCACGUCUAAUAUGAUAUAUAUAUAUAUAUAUAUAUUGGACGUAGGACUUUCAA
Messenger RNA from Aphanomyces astaci, 2588 nucleotides. RefSeq lists its product as hypothetical. Gene Ontology annotation, cellular component: plasma membrane. The record is from RefSeq and is a predicted model, not a curated record. Gene Ontology annotation, molecular function: inward rectifier potassium channel activity. Gene Ontology annotation, biological process: potassium ion import across plasma membrane; regulation of monoatomic ion transmembrane transport. Lineage: Eukaryota; Oomycota; Saprolegniomycetes; Saprolegniales; Verrucalvaceae. The transcript is spliced from 4 exons. Bases 40 to 2118 code for a protein of 692 amino acids.